This is a messenger RNA of Lactuca sativa (garden lettuce), 1075 nucleotides long. RefSeq lists its product as uncharacterized. The record is from RefSeq and is a predicted model, not a curated record. Lineage: Eukaryota; Viridiplantae; Streptophyta; Magnoliopsida; Asterales; Asteraceae.
AUCUCAACUUAAUCGCUUGAAUUCAUCUGUAAAUUGAAUAGAUCAAAGUUGACCCUAUAUUCUCUCGCCAUCAUCGAAUUGAAUCAGUCAACAAGAGAUAUACGUUUCAUAGCCUCUCAUUAGUCAUCUCUCAAAGAACCCUUGCCGUUUCUUCUCUCGAAGGCAACAAUAUACAAGAAUCUACUCUCUUCAUCGCCUCUCACUACCAAGAAAAAACUGAUUGAACGAUGGUGACUGUGGCUAAAAAUAGUUAAAUCGGCUUCAAAACCAUUAUACAAAAAGCCCUAAAACAAACAUUCUUCCAUCGUCUAAUCGUCUCCCACUUCAGUUCUGAAGGACUCCCACUCGAAAGUACUUUUUUCUGAAGACCUUUGAAAGAUCCAAUUUUCUUUUAUCUAAUUCAAGGUAACUUCAUACUACUAGAUGUUUCUCACUUCCAUCCGCUUUUUUUCCCUGUCAAAAAAUUCUGUUUUUUUACUAUGUUUCAGGAUCUGAGAUGUCACUUUUCCAAGGAAGAUUCAAAAAUCAGAAAAGGAAGAAGCUGAAACAUGAGUUUAUUCAAGCUUCAUAUUUCCAGGGCAUAGAGAAACAGUUUGAAUAUGGAUUCGAAAAUCAACUACCUACAUUUGUUUUGCAUCUAAUCCAUCUGCUAGGUUUCUUUCAGAAAAUGGAUAAAAUAAGGAGAAAAUCAAAUCUUGGAUCAUUGUUUUGCUAUCUGGAACACACAAGAGCAUAAUGGUCUAGGAAGAUGUGUAGCCCGUGAAAGAUCCUGCUCAAGCUUGUGGAUAGACCUACUGAAAGUCACAAUCCUUAAAAGAAAAUUGGUUUAUUUUUUUCAGCCUUUUGUUUGCAUGUUGACUCACCAGCUGCCAUGGGAUUCACAUUGUAGCUUGAGAUUUAGAUGUUUAUGUUGAUUUUCGAGUUUGGUCUUGGUGUUACUUUUAACAGAAAAUAUAUAUAUAUAUAUAUAUAUAUAUAUAUAUAUAUAUAUAUAUAUAUAUUUGAUUAAUGACUUAUGAUAUGAUGAAAUGUAUCAAGUUUCAAGAGUUGGGCCGAAUUAAAGUGUUUUUUUUAA